Molecule: messenger RNA, 291 nt
Organism: Chinchilla lanigera (long-tailed chinchilla)
Lineage: Eukaryota; Metazoa; Chordata; Mammalia; Rodentia; Chinchillidae
Product: proline-rich protein HaeIII subfamily 1-like
Source: RefSeq, a predicted model, not a curated record
CCCCCGGCCUCCCCUCGCCCGGCCUCCCUGCCUCCCGUCCCCGGGUCGAAGCGCUUGAGCGAGCGGCGGCGGCCGGUAGCUCCGGGACCGCGCGCCGGGGCCACGUCCGAGCUCGAGCCGCCUCCUCUCCGGCCCGCGCGGGCUGUGCUCAGGGCGGGCAAGGUUGAUCAUCUUGGCCCUGGGAGUGGAGAUUAUCUCCACAGAAAGGAGUCUUUUAUUCCAUUAAACAAUGGAUUCCUGAGUGUUCCCUGUACCCUGGGAUAUGCAUCUUUCAAGAUGAUGUGGUGCUGA